AUGGGCAACAGGAGCAUUCUAAGCUCUCUAUGGAGAAAUGACGAUCAUGUCAGCGAUGAAACCGGUGACCAUAGUAGAGCAAGAUCAGACGAAACGACAACGACAAUUUCGUCAAUCGAUACCUCAUCAUCUUCAUCCUCAUUAAUGGCCAAACUCCGAUCUCAACCAUUAGACACCUCUUCUAUACUCUACCCCACACUUACCCUUCAUCCGUCUCCGAUUCACCACAACAUACUCGUCCUCUCCCUAUCCCACGUCAGCAAUGCACCGCCGACCUUGUCGAAUGACGAGCUUUUUAAUGUGUUAUUGAAAAGGCUAGAACCGUGGGUGGGAGAAGAGGGAGAAGGCGGUUAUGUGCUGAUAGUACUGGCUGAUGAGGAUCAUUCAGGUAAAGAGAAGGAGAAAAGGAAGUUACCCGGAAUAGCAUGGUGGGUAUGGAGAUGGAAGCGAUUACCUAGAAAAUAUCGAAAAAAUCUCAAGAGAUUGUAUAUCGUCCGUCCUUCUCUCUUUACACGGACACUUCUCCCCUUCAUAAUCCCCUUCAUUUCCCCUAAAUCAUACUCCAAGCUCCACCCCUUACCAUCCCUAUUGUCGCUCUACCAUGCCCACAAAGUGCCUCUCAAGGGUAUCGACAUCAGCCUAUCGGUUGUCGAAGCUGAGUCUCGUGUUCUGAAAGAACGUCCUGAUAUCAUUCCUCCUACUCCACCCACAAGGGGAAAGAACGUUGGGACUGAGGCUGUGCCGACACUCAAAAGAAUCGAUAGUGAAUCGAGUUUAGCAAGCUGGGGAUAUCAGACGAUUUCCUCAGCUAUGGAGACUGCCGCUUCGUACCUCCCCAUACCACACUUCGGUCUCGGUUCAUAUGAUAAUCAGCAAAGUCCGCUAGUGUCUGGGAAUAAGGGAUAUUGGGGUAGAGAUUUGGAUGAUCUGAUUAGAGCGGCAGAAGGAAAUGUUAAUGGAGGUAUACCUUCGUUACUUGUUGAUUUAGGAAAGGCCAUCUUGCAAGAGUGUAUACGUACUGAAGGUGUAUUCAGGAGGACGUCGAAUUCACAUCUAGUUCCCACUCUCAUAGCCAUCUUGGAUGUCCCAAUAUCUCAACAACCUAAUUUACCUUGGCCGGAAAUAGCCAAAGAAGAUCCAUUACUCCCACCUAAAAUCCUUAGUCGAUUCUUGGGUGAUAUGAAGGAACCGAUCUUGAGUAAUAGUGUAUACGAUUUGAUCAGAAGGACGAGAACGAUUGAAGAUAUAAAAACCAGAUUCAUCCCUUCCCUAUCUUCUUCAACCUCCUUACUCCUUAACUACCUGAUCGAUCUAUUGCAUCAACUAUCGCUUUACUGCGAAACGACCAGAAUGAACUCGCUGAAUCUCGCCAUUGUAAUCGCACCUGUCUUGAUUCACGGACCGGAUCCUAUCGAAGACACUAUACUGUGUUUGGAACCUUCCAAACCGAUCCCACCGGGAUUACGAAAAAUGGCAGAAAUCAAUGGUCUGAAUUUGGCAACUGAAGAAGGGGUCGAUGAAGGGCAGAGAAGUAAUACUUUGGUGGGAAUGUUGGAUAUGUGGAUCAGGGAUUACCCUAUCUCGUGA
Molecule: messenger RNA, 1587 nt
Organism: Kwoniella mangroviensis CBS 8507
Lineage: Eukaryota; Fungi; Basidiomycota; Tremellomycetes; Tremellales; Cryptococcaceae
Exons: 6
Coding region: 1-1587 (528 amino acids)
Biological process (GO): small GTPase-mediated signal transduction
Cellular component (GO): cytoplasm
Molecular function (GO): GTPase activator activity
Source: RefSeq, a predicted model, not a curated record